GCGACGCCCCGGGACCAGGCCAUGGGAAGCACGAUUGGGACCGACUCGAUCGUCCCGGACGCAGACGGCAUCGACUCGGCGGUGGAGAGCGGCUUUUCGCCGAACAGCAGCAGCGCGCCGUCGCGCCGCAGCGGCAACAGCAAUGCGCUGAGCGGGAACGAGUAUGCGCGCGGGUCGUGGGAGGCGGAGGAGAGGCGAUCCUGA
This is a messenger RNA of Prorocentrum cordatum, 204 nucleotides long. The record is from the annotation of a GenBank genome assembly. NCBI's taxonomy places the organism in Eukaryota, Dinophyceae, Prorocentrales, Prorocentraceae.